AUGGGUGCUUGUCAAGUCAUGUGUGGAAGUGUCUUCAUUUUAGUAUUUAACACGGCUUCAUCAGCCUGGUCACGUUCUACAUGUUCUAUCCCAAUAUCCUCCACACUGCUCGUCACUAACCGGUUGGAAAAACAGAAAGCUAGUAGCUUGGCUGCACAUAGUGAAGGGUGGCUGUGUUCGAUUAUUACCGAAUGGUCUAACGAUCGUACAACUCCAAUUGGAUAUAUGCUUCGCCCAGUGGGAAUUUUCCUGUUGUAUUUCUGUCAGGUGGUAGAAACUUCUAACAAUAAAAUGCAUCUUGGUUGUGAGCUCGCUGAAAAUAUUUAUCUAUACAUUUUUACCUGUAUAUUGGUUGUGUGA
This is a messenger RNA of Schistosoma bovis, 360 nucleotides long. The record is from the annotation of a GenBank genome assembly. NCBI's taxonomy places the organism in Eukaryota, Metazoa, Platyhelminthes, Trematoda, Strigeidida, Schistosomatidae.